UUAUCUGAAUCUCAAUUUUCAUUCAAAUAACAAACAACAUUCUUUGAUAUUAUUAUUAUUCGUGAUUGAAAAGAGGGAAAAAUGUUCGAUUCCUUUUCAAUUAGUUCGAUUAUACCCGUCUGAUUCCUGGCCCCAAAGCGGAAUAUAUUGGCCAAAAUUUCGAAAUUUAUUGAGAAUUUGAAAUAAGUAAAUCGAUUUAAUCGUAGUUUGUAAGUUCAGAGAUGGGGUCAAGCAAACGCGGGACUUCUUCUCAACGGAUGCGUAGGACGAUUGAAGAUCUUCGUAAGAGACAGAGACAAGAACUAGAGAAUUUGACAUUGACAACACAGCCUUUCAAAACGUUAAGGCUGUUCAUUCUGGCUAUCUUUGAAUAUUUCAAGCAAUCAGUAUUUUAUCUUUUUGCAAAGGGCAGCUGGAUUGUGUUUUUAAACACCCUAAUAGCAGCUCUUGGAAUUUUUCUUGUGACCAUUGAGGGCCCUCAUGGAAAGCAUGUUGAGGAAGUUUCUCAGUAUAUUCAAUUUGGAUUAUGGUGGAUUGCACUUGGUGUUGCAUCUUCAAUUGGUCUUGGAUCUGGUCUACACACUUUUGUUCUUUAUUUGGGUCCUCAUAUUGCCUUCUUCACAAUAAAAGCAAUGCAAUGUGGACGAAUAGACCUGAAAAGUGCUCCUUAUGAUACAAUACAAUUGAAGAGAGGUCCUUCAUGGCUAGACAAACCCUGCAGUGAGUUUGGGCCCCCAUUGUUUUCACCAUCACAUGGGUCAAGGGUUCCCAUUAGCAGCAUAUUGCCACAGGUGCAGAUGGAAGCUAUCUUAUGGGGUCUUGGGACCGCAAUUGGAGAACUUCCUCCUUACUUCAUCUCAAGGGCAGCCAGUCUAUCAGGCAGCAAUUUUAACGCCAUGGAAGAAUUGGAUGCUUCCUCAAGUGAGAAUAAUGGAGUCAUAGCUACUCGCCUGAACCAGAUCAAGCGCUGGUUGUUAUCCCACUCCAAACACAUGAACUUCUUCACCAUUUUAGUGCUUGCCUCGGUCCCAAAUCCUUUAUUUGACCUUGCCGGCAUCAUGUGUGGACAAUUUGGGGUUCCAUUUUGGGAGUUCUUUCUAGCAACAUUGAUUGGGAAGGCGAUUAUUAAAACUCACAUACAGACGGUUUUUAUCAUCUCUGUCUGUAAUAAUCAGCUCCUGGAAUGGAUAGAGAACGAAUUGAUCUGGGUGCUCAGCAGCCUCGUACCUGGAUUUGACUCGUACUUGCCCACACUCACUGCAAAACUUAAUGCAGUUAAGGAAAAGUACUUGGCUGCCCCACAUCCAGUUCCUUCAAAUAUCAAGGGGAAGUGGGAUUUUUCUUUUUCUUCGAUCUGGAACACCAUUGUGUGGCUUAUGCUUAUGAACUUCUUUGUCAAGAUCGUCAAUGCGGCUGCUCAGAACCAUCUGAAAAAGCAGCAAGAUAAGCAGCUCCCAAGGAAGUUAUCUGCUUCAACGCAUUGAGGUUAGGAAUUCACGAAGCAGAUAUACCGCGUCCCGUUGUCGUUUUUCUUUCUUUGUUUAUGAAUAGUGUUAGUGAACUACAUGUUAUUACUUUUUUCAUAAUUUACCAUUGAAGCAACUCCGAAAGAACUCGCUGCCCUGUUAGAAGCUUUGUAUAAAGAAAAAAUAGGAACACAGACAAAUAGAAUCUCCAGGUUUUAUAAU
This is a messenger RNA of Hibiscus syriacus, 1688 nucleotides long. RefSeq names its product vacuole membrane protein KMS1-like. Gene Ontology annotation, cellular component: membrane; endomembrane system; endoplasmic reticulum. The record is from RefSeq and is a predicted model, not a curated record. The transcript has 8 exons. Lineage: Eukaryota; Viridiplantae; Streptophyta; Magnoliopsida; Malvales; Malvaceae. The coding region runs from base 222 to 1484 and encodes 420 amino acids.